This is a messenger RNA of Aspergillus glaucus CBS 516.65, 657 nucleotides long. RefSeq names its product eukaryotic translation initiation factor 4E. Gene Ontology annotation, cellular component: eukaryotic translation initiation factor 4F complex. Gene Ontology annotation, molecular function: RNA 7-methylguanosine cap binding; translation initiation factor activity. NCBI's taxonomy places the organism in Eukaryota, Fungi, Ascomycota, Eurotiomycetes, Eurotiales, Aspergillaceae. Gene Ontology annotation, biological process: translational initiation. The record is from RefSeq and is a predicted model, not a curated record. The transcript is spliced from 2 exons. Bases 1 to 657 code for a protein of 218 amino acids.
AUGAGCGUCCCCCAACUCCAACUCAACGACACCACCCCCAUAACCCCAGACGACAACCACAACCAGCUGGAUAAAACAAGCACACGCAAAUCCCUCCACCAGAACAUAUUCGGCAAGCUCCGUCCCCUACCAUUCCAAUACCACUGGACAGUCUGGUACGACAAGUACACCCCCGAGUCCGACGACCCCUCGACCAAGAACAAACUAUACAUCCUCCACGAAGACGUCGCCGACAUCGCGACCUUCUACCGCGUCUACAACAACUACCCAUGGGAUAAAGUCCGUGCAAGAGACAGCGUGCAUAUCUUCCGGAAAGGUGUGGAUCCUGUACCCGAGGAUCCAGAGAAUCGAAACGGAGGGUGUUGGCAAUUCCGGGUGCCAAAGGGUAAAGCGUUGGCGUUUUUCCAUGAGGCGGUAAUCUUAUGUAUGGCGAAUGAGUUCCAGGCGGCUUUGGAAAAGGAACAUGACCAUGUCCUCGGGAUUUCCUCAUCUGUCCGCUUCAACUCGCAUCUUAUUUCCGUCUGGAAUAAACUAGGAGACAAUGAACUGUCUAUUAAAACCCUGGAACGGACUAUUCUUGAACGGCUCUCGCCGGAUCUGAGGCCUAGUGGCUCUCAUGCCGAUGGUUACUCCUACCGGCGGCAUGGAGAAGAAUAA